This is a messenger RNA of Lathyrus oleraceus (garden pea), 897 nucleotides long. RefSeq lists its product as uncharacterized. The transcript has 2 exons. Bases 1 to 897 code for a protein of 298 amino acids. Lineage: Eukaryota; Viridiplantae; Streptophyta; Magnoliopsida; Fabales; Fabaceae. The record is from RefSeq and is a predicted model, not a curated record.
AUGAAGGGACCUUAUAGGGGAUUGGGUCAGAUCCCAAAGCCCAAAGAGCUGGAAGAAGUAUUAGACAUUCCAGUUAAAGAUCUAACCCCUAACAUCAAAAUUUGGGGGAAGGUACAAGGAAUUCCUCAAGAAUACUUGGAGAAGAUUGCUCAAAACUUUGCCAAAGCCCAGAAGUGGGAAGCCUAUGAUACUAUUAUGGCUUUACUUAUUUUUGGAUUGGUGUUAUUUCCUAAUGUGGAGAAGUUGGUGGACGUAGGAGCUAUUAGCGUGUUUUGGGCCGUCAAGAUUAAGAACGAAGAUCCAGUGCCCGCACUCCUGGAAGAUGUUUAUCACACCUUACACUUACGCUUCGAGAAGAAGGGAGGAUUGAUGUUAUGCUGCAUACCGCUCCUUUACCAAUGGUUUGUCUCUCAUGUGUUCAAAUAUGUUGAUACGGUUGAGGGGAUGGAUGGGAUACAAAUGGUCUCAAAAGCUGGGUCAAAAGGGUGCAUUAACUACAAUCCAGUUUUUGCAAUAAGGCAGUUGGGUUAUCUUAUCACGUACAAGCCAGAUGACCAGUUGUUAGAAGGUUUUGUAUUCCAUGAUAUGGAGGAUCUCGUUAGGCUGAGAAGGGUUAUCCAAGCCUGGAAAAAAGUUCACUUCAGAGGACAAGACAAAGGAAAGGGUGUUGUAGGGGAUAGAGAACCCUAUUAUCAAUGGGUCACAAAGAGAAGUCAAGAAAUCAAGCUACCAUUCAUCCUCGACCCUCCUACUCAACCUCCACCACCAGAGCCUACCCCUGUCUCCAUUGAGGAAUUGGAAGCAUUGAAAGCUACUAUAGCAAGACUCGGGCGAGAAAAUGAAGAGCUACAGAUCAGCUUCCAGCAAGUUUCAAAUGAAAGAAAUAAGAUGAAGUAG